AUGACGCAAGAACAAACACCAGCCACCACACUUCCUGAGGGUUACACAUUCCGCGCUCUAGAAGCAAGCGACUACGCAAAUGAUUACUUAGAGACAUUGAAAGUGCUAACUACAGUAGGAGACAUUUCAGAAUCAUCGUUUAUUAAACUUAUACAACAUUGGCAAACCUACUCAAGCAUAUAUCACCCGCAUGUCAUCACAAACCCUCAAGGUAAAGUUGUCGCUACUGGGAUGCUCCUAGUGGAAUUAAAGGCCAUCCAUGAAUGUGGCAAAGUAGGACAUAUCGAAGACAUAUCCGUUGCGCUGACUGAGCAAGGCAAGAAAUUGGGCAACUAUAUGGUUUGCACUUUAAGUAGAUUGGCCAAAGAACAAGGUUGUUACAAGGUCAUUUUGGAUUGCGGUGAGCAUAAUGUUGGAUUUUAUGAAAAAUGUGGGUACAAACAAGCAGGUGUGGAAAUGGCACAACGGUUCUGA
Messenger RNA from Lodderomyces elongisporus, 474 nucleotides. RefSeq names its product glucosamine 6-phosphate N-acetyltransferase (gene GNA1). Gene Ontology annotation, cellular component: endoplasmic reticulum; endoplasmic reticulum-Golgi intermediate compartment; Golgi apparatus. Gene Ontology annotation, molecular function: glucosamine 6-phosphate N-acetyltransferase activity; monosaccharide binding. NCBI's taxonomy places the organism in Eukaryota, Fungi, Ascomycota, Pichiomycetes, Serinales, Debaryomycetaceae. The transcript has a single exon. Gene Ontology annotation, biological process: UDP-N-acetylglucosamine biosynthetic process. The record is from RefSeq and is a predicted model, not a curated record. Bases 1 to 474 code for a protein of 157 amino acids.